AGCAAAUGGGGAAGGGACAAACCUCAACAAUCUACUUAAAAUAAAUAUACUUAUUUUAGGACGGCAUUUUUAUGUGUGUUAUUUGAAGAAAAAAACUGGCAUUUGUUUGUAUGACCCGUUUGUACUAACUACUAUUUUUAAGUUACCUGUAAUGCAUUUCAAUGUAGUAGCUUGCUGUGACCCAUUCAAUCUAUUUGACAUUAUGUCAAAUUUUAUUUUACGCUAAAGUGUGAUCUUCCUUGUUUAAUAUAUGUACAUGCAAAGUAUCCAUCUGGUGAGUAAUUUUGGUAAAUGUAGUAUAUAGCAACUUUAAUUUCAGAUUCACUGAGACAUUUUCAUGUAUUUACCGAAGAGAGGUUAGUAUAACGGGGAUGCGGGGAAGCCGUGGCCGAAUAGCGUGACGACUAACGGGAUAUUUGAACCAAUCAAAUCCCACCGCUGCGCCUCUUUCCACCAAUCACAGCGCGGCCGACUUCAUCCUUGUCUCACCAGCAACGACCAGCCGCUAGCUAGUUUAGCAUCAGUGCGGAUGAGAAGCUAAGCUACGGAGACAUCGGUCUACUGCCCUCUCUCUGGUUAUGCGUUUAUCCUGAACUCACAUUAGUUAACGGUCGUUCAAGUCCCGGUGGAAGAUGCAGUUCAUGCUGCUGUUCAGCCGGCAGGGAAAGCUGCGCUUACAGAAGUGGUACGUGCCCCUCUCCGACAAGGAGAGGAAGAAGAUCUCCAGAGACCUGGUGCAGACCAUCCUGGCCAGGAAGCCCAAGAUGUGCAGCUUCUUGGAGUGGAGGGACCUCAAGAUUGUGUACAAGAGAUACGCCAGCCUCUAUUUCUGCUGCGCGGUGGAGGAUCAGGACAAUGAGCUGAUCACCCUGGAGAUCAUCCACAGAUACGUGGAGCUGCUGGACAAAUAUUUUGGCAGUGUCUGUGAGUUGGACAUCAUCUUCAACUUUGAGAAGGCCUACUUCAUCCUGGACGAGUUCCUGCUGGGCGGGGAGGCCCAGGAGACGUCCAAGAAGAACGUGCUGAAGGCCAUCGAGCAGGCCGACCUGCUGCAGGAGGAGGCCGAGGCACCACGAAGCGUUUUAGAGGAAAUUGGGCUGACAUAAAUCGUCCCGCUGCCGCCUCGCAGUUCUUCCCCCCUGGGCUGCAGAUGUGGCAACCCUCCAUGCCUUUAUCCCGCUCUCCUGUUGUCUCCUGUGUCACCUUUGUGUGUAGUAUAAUCACCAUCUAUGUACUGUAUUACUCUGUUGUGAACAAUCGUUUUUUUUUUAUGUGCCAAGCGUGGUUUGAAUGUGCCUCCUAUGUACAAUCUCCAUCGCUGUUUUCUGCAGCCCUAUUAAUGUAACUUCACACCCCGAACUUCUUACAACUCCACACAGUACAAUGUAGCGACGACAUGAGAUCUGCAGCACCACAUUAAGGUCGUCCAUGUGUGUGCGUUUGGCUCACAGGGACUUUUUAAGGUGCUGUUGAAGCCACAGAUGGUGCUUCUAUGUUUAACCCUCACGGCUAAGCGUCCAAAUGCAUGAAGAAAAGCCCCCCAGCGAGGCUCCUUUAAUACCAUUCUAAAGGGGUUGGUAUAGAUCCAGCAAAUAACCUUUCUGGACUGUUGGAAUUUGGGAAAUUAGUUAUUAGUUAUUUAUCAUGCAGCCGUAAGAAUUUUUUAAUCUAGUGUUCGACUCUAGAAAUGUAACAAAACCACAGCAAGUGUUAUUAAAUGACCAGUUUUUGUUGGUUUUUCAAACGGUCAUUGUGUACUUGUUCCUUGAAAGACGUCACGCUCCGUGGGGAGUCCGAACGGUAAACACGAGAAGCACCAGCAGGGGGGCGCGGCUGUUUGUGGGACUCACAGCGUGUUUACCAUCGCUAGUGUCACACGGGUCCAGUCAACCCUCCACUCGCUCCAAUUGAUCAAUGUCAGCGUAUAUGUUGUGUAGGUUUGCUUCCCCUCCAGAAAUGAACCGUUUUGUUUCCUUUUCCGAACUCAAAUGUUUACCUUUUGUUAAAAGUGACCUUUAUUUGUGUAACUAGUUUAAUGUUUGUUGGAAUGUUCUGUGUCGUUCAUUUUUCUGUCUAAUUGACGUAUUCUCCUGACCAAAACAUUUAAGAUCUUAAUGGCUUCUGGAGUUAAACCUUCCUUAGGAAGAGUUUGAUCAAAAUCAAAUAAUCUCUAUUAUAUGUGGUGUGAUACUUUAGCUUAAACACGACCAAAGAACACGGUUUGACCGUCUCAAUGGUGUCUAAAGAACGCCGACAUGGCAGAAAAGGGAUUUAGAGCUACAAGAAAAACAUGCAUGUGGGGAUUAUUUGGCCACAAUAUACCAGUAUUAUGUCAUUAUUCCUAUCGAUCAGUGGACAGCUCAGCUCCAGUUUCUUUAUGGAGUCCGAAGGAAAGCACACGGACCGCACACACCAGGGUCGGUUCUACUCAUCAUGUGCUUGUUCACUCCUCAGUGUUCAGCUAAACAAGCAAACACGAAUAGAUGUUUAUCCAAACUUUAUCUGCAUUCUUAAAACCACAAAGUGUUUUUUGUUCAACAGUAAUUAUGUAACAAGUUCAUUGAUUUGUGCUAAAGAGAUCACUUUUUUUAUUAAACACUGCCAACACA
Molecule: messenger RNA, 2609 nt
Organism: Gasterosteus aculeatus aculeatus (three-spined stickleback)
Lineage: Eukaryota; Metazoa; Chordata; Actinopteri; Perciformes; Gasterosteidae
Product: AP-1 complex subunit sigma-2
Biological process (GO): intracellular protein transport; vesicle-mediated transport
Cellular component (GO): membrane coat; AP-1 adaptor complex
Molecular function (GO): clathrin-cargo adaptor activity
Source: RefSeq, a predicted model, not a curated record